GGGUUGUAAUGUCAAUUUUCGAGGUUGUGGGGUGUUUACUUUUCUUGUUUUGUUCGCUGCCGUGAUGCCAUCACUCUUUUAUAUAUAUAGAUGAAGGGGAACUUUGGCCCAUUGUAAUGAAAUAGCAACGAGGUCGGGUGGCCCUUGGGGUGCCUUCUAACUGGGCAGUUUUCUGAUGGCAAUGUGUUGUGGAAGGCUUUCAUGGUCGGGAUCACAGGGUUGUUGUAUGUUUUCCGGGCUGUAUGGCCAUGUUCUAGAAGUAUUCUCUCCUGACGUUUCUCCCACAUCUGUGGCAGGCAUCCUCAGAGGUUGUGAGCUAUGGAGAAACCAGUUAUGUUCCUCUCCCCGUCCCCCUGCCAAUGAGAAGAGGGAGCUGAGGCCAGGCAUCCCAUUCCUUCCAGCCCAGACCGCCUGCCUUGUGCGGGGAAGGAGGAGGCUGGAGAAAGAGCGAGGAAGGCUGGCGAAGAGACAAAAGAAGGCGGGCGGGAGCUGAGAAAGGGCUUGCUGUCCUCCAACCCUCUUUUUCUCCCAAGGGGCGAGGGAAGAACCCAAGGAGAGUCUUCCCAGCUCCGCACAGUCCUCGCCUUCCGUCCAAAGGGGAAACGGAGAAGGGCUGGGCUGCCUCGCCAAGGAAGGGGAAGGCAAAGGCUCCCAAGAAGGAGGGGAGCUGAAGCAGCCGCCACAGAGCUCAGUCUUCAAACAGAUCUUUGACUGGCCCAAGAUGCCAUCUGAUUGUCCAACCAUAAUACUCAUGGAUUACGAUAGACUAACAACUCUUGCAUCGUCUCGGACAAACUAGCAGAUGGUACGUGAACAGUAUACUACAACAACACAAGGUACAAACCUACAGAGGCCAGAAACUCAGUAUGUCUUCAAUGUUGGCAUUUAUGGCUGGAGAAAACGUUGCCUUUACCUAUUUGUCCUCCUCCUCAUCAUUAUCCUAGUUGUGAAUCUUGCUUUGACAAUUUGGAUCCUAAAAGUGAUGUGGUUUUCUUCAAAUGGAAUGGGAUACUUACAAGUUCACAGUGAAGGAGUCCGUCUAGAAGGGGAGUCAGAAUUUUUAUGCCCUUUAUAUGUCAAAGAAGUCCAUUCUAGAAAGGAUGAAUCGCUACAUUUGCAAUCUGAUUAUAAUGUGACUGUAAAUGCACGCAAUGCUGAUGGGAAUGUCACAGGCAGAUUACAUGUGGGCCCUAAAUUGGUACAUUUUGAUGGUCAGCACUUUCAGAUCAACUCAAUGAACUUAGACAGAAAACCUCUUUUUACAGUGAAUGAAGAUAAAGUUACAGUGGGUACAGACAAACUUCGGAUCACAGGGCCAGAAGGAGCUCUUUGUGAACAUUCUGUAGAAACACCACUUAUCAAAGCUUGUAAUGGUUCAAGCAAAGCUAAAGAGCUUAAACUUGAGUCACCAACUCGGGCGCUAAGAAUGAAUGCUCCACGAGGAAUUGAAAUAAAUGCACCAACUGGAACGAUUAAGGGUCUUUCCCAUUUGGAUAUCAAGCUCCACAGUAGUGAUGGCACGUGCUCCAAACCUUCCUACAAGUACACCAUGGCAUCCCAAAAAAGUCUCAUACAGACAUUCUAUACUUCAAGUACCUAUUAUCAUCUGGCUACGGCAGGAACAACCAGACCUUCUCUGAUCCAGUCUCUGAUCCUGUGAAGCACAAAAAAGCCAUAGAAGAUGGCUUUGGGAUUUUAUAGUAAGUGUGUUGCGAGGUGAUAUAUGCCUCACCAUACCGUAGCAUAGUUCUUCAUGUGGAAAUGUUAUGCUGUACUAAGAUAUUGAGGUAUUUUUCUCACUCUCUUGCCACAGCUUGCUAGUGUAGUGCACCAGUAGGAUCCUGGACUUUAUUUUACUUUCAGAUGAAAUCUUUUACUAUCUAAAGAAUUUUUUUUCUGGCACAAAUGCUUUGGGGUUGCUACAAGAAUCCUGAAUACAUAUUUAUGAUUCCAUAAAUAUAUAUUCAGUAUCUUGAUUAUGAAAUUGGGAAUUAGACUAUAAGAAUGAAUGACACAGAAGUUUUGGCACUUGGCUUUUGAAAGGCAUGUUAAGAUUUAAAAAGCGUUCACCUAGUAAUACUAAAUUCUCACCUGAAAUCAUUACAUUUUCAUGUAUUUCUUGCCUCUGUAAUCACUGGGCAUUUUGCAUUCCGUUAGCUUGCAUUUCCUACAUUGGCUGGAGCAGCUUGAAACUGUUGAUAAUACUGGUGCUUUAUGAUUGUUUGAGGAAUUGUUUUGCAUCUAAUUCACACUGCAUGUCUUGACUGUUUGUUCAUUUGCAUCAAAGCAAAAAAGAGUAAUACCAAAUUUGAGGAAUCUCUCACUCUUUCAGCCAGGUAUUUUGUUAAACCUUUAAUGUGACUAAAUUGUUAAAUUAUAAAUAAUUGGGCUACAGUCCAUAGCCAGGCACAUAUUUAUUAUUUAUUUAAAGGCUUCAGUAAUUGCUUUUCUCCCCACUAAAGACACUGAAGUAACACACUUCAGUUGGCCCUCUGCAUUUGUAGAUUUGCUUGAGAAUUUGAUUAAAAUGUUCUUUCUAAGAAUCUCGAGGUCAGUGGUUCUCAACCUAUAGGUCCCUAGAUGUUUUGGCCGUCAACUCCCAGAAAUCCUAACAGCUGGUAAACUGGCUGAGAUUUCUGGGAGUUGUAGGCCAAAACACCUGGGGACCCACAAGUUGAGAACCACUGCUCUAGGUCAUUCAGCAUGAGUAUGGUCAACCUCUGGUAGAGGACUUAGAGAUACAUAGAGAAAACACCUCUCUAGGAUUCACUAGGUUAAGUGUGAUUCUGUGGUCUACUUCUGCAAAAAGUUAAUUAGAGUCGGGCUAGAGGAUCCAGAGAUUCAUAGAGAGGUGUUCACAAAUAAAAACAAUUUGUGAGCAUUUAAUUCAUGAUUCUUCCACUUUUGUGGGAAUUCUGCACUUUUGACCGCUGAAAAAGUGGAGCACUGACUAUAAAUAUGGUGCUUUAUUUAAAAACAGAUUUGCAACAAUUGAAAAGAGUUUAAAUACCAGAGGCCAUACAGAAAAACAUGUCAGAAAGAAAGUCCUGUUUCAUCUACUCACCAUCCAAUCUCUCUAGGUUGAGAUAAACAAAGGUUCCUCCACUAAGGAUUUCAAAUUCCAGGCAGAUUUAUACAACAAGAGGUGGUCUUUUUGGACAAGCAGUCCCGAAGACAUUUAGAGCUUUAUCCACCAACACUAGUACAGUAGAGUCUCACUAAUCCAAGCCUCUGGAUAAUCCAAGCCAUUUUUGUAGUCAAUGUUUUCAAUAUAUCGUGAUAUUUUGGUGCUAAAUUCGUAAAUACAGUAAUUACAACAUAACAUUACUGCGUAUUGAACUACUUUUUCUGUCAAAUUUGUUGUAUAACAUGAUGUUUUGGUGCUUAAUUUGUGAAAUCGUAACCUAAUUUGAUGUUUAAUAGGCUUUUCCUUAAUCCCUCCUUAUUAUCCCAAGUUAUUCGCUUAUCCAAGCUUCUGCCGGCCCGUUUAGCUUGGAUUAGUGAGACUCUACUGUACUUUGAAUUUUGCUUGAAAACAAGUUGAAGGUGGCUUGAUCAUUUCAAGGACAUUCCACUUGGUGGGGAUUUGUAUGCACAGAUACAAACCAUUGUAGGACUGGGUUAAAAUAUCGAGGGAAGUGGAAUUUUCUGGUGAUGGGUACAGAAACAUGUGUUUAUGGUCAUCCUUUCCUGAAUACCUGUGUAGCGUUAUAGUGAUUACUACAUCGAUUAAUCACCUAUCAUGAACUUCAGUCAAGUACACUACUUUUCAAUCUAGUUGACUCACAGACUUGUUGUGUAGUUAAAAUGAAAUGAAACAUCAUGUUGUCGAAGGCUUUCAUGGCUGGGAUCACAGGGUUGUUGUGUGCUUUCCGGGCAGUAUGGCCAUGUUCCAGAAGUAUUCUCUGACAUUUUG
Messenger RNA from Anolis carolinensis (green anole), 3916 nucleotides. It is a transcript of the gene sgcg, whose product is annotated as sarcoglycan gamma. Bases 803 to 1660 code for a protein of 285 amino acids. The record is from RefSeq and is a predicted model, not a curated record. The transcript has 10 exons. Gene Ontology annotation, cellular component: sarcolemma; sarcoglycan complex. NCBI's taxonomy places the organism in Eukaryota, Metazoa, Chordata, Lepidosauria, Squamata, Anolidae. Gene Ontology annotation, biological process: heart contraction; cardiac muscle tissue development.